AUUACCUUUAAUCUGCGACCGCCUGGGCCAAUACCUUACAACCGCGGAGAUUAGCAGGCUGGAGGGGGCCGCUCGCUCAGUGUCCAUUGCAUAUCGUCAGCAUCCGUUGAUUGCAGUGUGCAGUUUACCCUUGGUCUGCGAUUUUCUGGGCCAAUACCUUACACCCUUGGAGAUUCAUACGCUGGAGGGUGUACAUUGGUGGAUCAGCGCUGACCUGCGCUGGCACCUCCUCGGAGACCCACCUGUGAACUCGUCUGCAGGCUCAGAAGACUCAGGUUUCCUCAACUCGAGUGAUGGCAUCUUUGGUGCUGCGGGGCGCAAGCGCAAGUCCCCGCCAGCUGCAUCAAGUGGCAGCAGCAGCAGCGGCCCCGGCCCCGUUUCGGGUGCCGAUAAGAAAGAUGCCGCUGCAGAUGGGCAAGGCGGUGCGAGCAGCAGCGGUGCAGAUGGCCAAGGCGGUGCGAGCAGCAGCGGUGCAGAUGGCGGCUUCGGACCGUACUCCAAGGAGCAGGUCCAGCACUUCGUGUUGCAGCUGAAGCAUAUGGACAUGCUUGGUAUAGACACGUAUGUCACGGACAACGGUGCCAUCUUUGGGCGUUCCUCCUUUUGCAUCUUCGACCUCGUGCCCUUCGACAUAUCCCUCAUGCAGUUUCGUCGCCGGACAGGGCCUUCUUCAUCUCACUCCGACUUCCGUGGAAUCCUGCUCGUUCCUGGCAAGGGUGCAUCCAUCGAGAUCAUGGAUUUGCUCAGCGAAAUGGAGCGAAAGACGGCGAUGCUCCCGCCGUUGAGGGACCCUGCGAACAAGUACCGCCCGGAGCACCUCGAGUCGUCGGAAGAAGGGUUGCGGAUGAGCAACCGUGGCCGCCUCGCGUCGAUGCAAACGCCCGUGGACGGGUUCGGCAACAUGACGCCGCUGCAGGGAACUCUCGCGAGCGGUGAGGAUCAAAGCACGGUCCUGCUGCCGCUCCGUGAAGAAAUGCUGCAAGCGCCCUUUAUCCCGGCGAUCGCAGUGCAGCAUGGCCCACAUGACGAGGAUCCGGGGCCUGGGAGUGACGAAGCGGCCUCUGAUCCGGAGUCCGACGAAGCGGCCUCUGAUCCAGAGUCUGAUUCAUGGGAUUCUGACUUCGACGAGGGACUGCUGGACCACGCGAAAACGAUCGAAUCUCAGGAUGGGGCGAUCUCGGAAGAGAAAAUUCUUAUCAGCGGGAUGGUCGAGCGGACUUUGGAAGCGGACGAGCUGUCCGCUGUAAUUGAAAAGAUCAAAGAUGCUGUCCCCUUGGACUUCAUCCCGAAGCUGCUGGAAGAUCCUCAGGGUAUCUUUCUGAAGGUGGCCAGUCUCAAAGGGACCAUCGCUCGCGAAUUUCUGAUUGAGCAUCAUUGGAUCCUCAAACCACUCCUGGUCUGCGAGCCCAAGGUCCUCAUCAGCGGUGAGUCGAUGGCGCAGAUUCUGGACAGUGUCAUCAAACCGAUGUUGCCGGACGGCAAAGCCAUCGUUGUGGAGACCCUGGUCUAUGACGUGAAAGCCAUGCUGUCUGCCUUGAGGAAAUUGAGGAGGUCCUGGAAGUUCUUGGCUGGUCGAGGCAGCGGUGAUGGUGCCAAUAAAUGGCCCAGUGUCUCUAGCUCCUAUGAUGCGAAGCUGCUGGAGCUUCUCGACCUGUUGGACGACGGAGCUCAAGAGCUCAAAGAAAGCGCCGAGAUGUCCGAGGACGACUUGGAUCAUGAGCUGCUGUUUGAUGUGAAGCUCGAGGAAGGCGACAGAGAAAGAAUCGAAUUGCAGAAGCAAUUGGAGAAGAAAAGGAAGUGCGUCAUGGAGGCAGACGGGGCUCCUGACCCAGACCAGUUCGCUGCAGCUUCCAAGGCAAACAGGGAUCCUGAGCCAGACCAGUUCACUGCAGCUUCGAAGGUGGCAUACACACCACAACCGGAAUACGUAAAGGAUCUGAAAGAUCACGUUGCACGCCGACCGUCAAUCCUGGCUUUGGCAAAGAAGCUGGAUAAUGGCAAAGACAAGCAACUCAUACAAUUGAGCCACCACUUCGACGAGGUGAACGCUGCGGCAGCAGAGCUUAAUGAUGGGGGUGAUGAGGCCACGGUUGUGGAGAGACUCCGGAACCUGAAGAACGCUGCAAUGGCAGUUCUGGUGGAGCUUGUCAUCUUCCACUUUGUCCUGCAGAAAGCAGGAGUUCGUGUGUCUGAGGAGGUGUGCGGUGAUGUGCAACUCCUGGAAUUCUUCGCUGGGAAAGCCCGCCUGGCAUCUGCCUGGCGGAAUAUGGGCUAUGAUGUGAAAGCCAUUGAUAUCGAUCGUGACACCACCAAGCCAUACGUGGCUUUGGGUAACCGCCUCGUUGGUGUCACAGUGGCAUUCGCCUUGCUGGCAUGGUGGCGCGGAUCUGUGUUCACGAUUGAAAACCCGAAAGGUUCUCAACUGGUCAACACGGUGCCCAUGCAAUAUUUGAUAUCCUUCUUUAAGGACAAAGGUGGCCUGAACCAGUAUACCAUCAACCUGGGAGAUUGGGGCGCCGAAUCACUGAAACCUCUAUGGAUCUAUUCCGCUGAUGAUGUGACGGAAGCCCUCACGAGCUACACAUCCUUCCUAAAGGGAGGGCACUCCAAUCUGCCUGUGACCUACAGGACCCGUGAUGUGAACGGAGCUGAACGAGUCACGGGUGGAUUGAAUGUUGCAAUCCAGGUUCGGGCGCUGCAUUGCGAAUUGGUGGAAGGUCCAUCGCAGAUGUCCCGCCGGAUUGCCGCAUUGGCCGCUUCUGCUGACAUGAGCCUGCUCCAAAUGAAGGUUGCAAUACUGCGGGCUGUUUCAUAUGACGAUGUCGACUUGGAGCUGUCGGACACCCUCAUGUACUGCCGACGUUUGCUGUGA
This is a messenger RNA of Symbiodinium necroappetens, 2872 nucleotides long. Lineage: Eukaryota; Dinophyceae; Suessiales; Symbiodiniaceae. The record is from the annotation of a GenBank genome assembly.